Messenger RNA from Eruca vesicaria subsp. sativa (arugula), 1895 nucleotides. The record is from the annotation of a GenBank genome assembly. NCBI's taxonomy places the organism in Eukaryota, Viridiplantae, Streptophyta, Magnoliopsida, Brassicales, Brassicaceae.
AUUUUUGUUAAACCAAAUUCUAGUUAACCGGUUAGUUAACAAAAACAUAAACACUCAAAACUAAACCCAAACCCUUCUGUGUCCGUCUCUCUUCCUCGCCACUCCGCCGCCUUCUCCUCUCUCAAAGGCAAUCUUCUGCUUUCGUCUUCUUCGUCUCUAUUAAGUUCUCAUCCCUCCGCUACUUCCUUUCCCCCCAAAGCAACUCAUACAUAAUCCGUACGAUGCAAACCAUGGAGCUUUCAAAUCCAACCAACACCAAAAAACCCAAACAACCACCAACACGUUUCAUCAAAAACCAAAUCCCCGACACAAUCCUCAACGACCCUUCCCUCAACGCAACAAUCUCCCUCCUCCCAUCCAUCUACCAAUUCGAAGUCCACAAAUCCGUCUUCCGCAUCAAAUCCAAAAACGCCAAACGCGUCGCCCUCCAGCUCCCCGAGGGUCUCCUCAUGUACGCCCUCACCCUCUCCGACAUCUUCACUACCUUCGCCGGCGCCACUCACUGCUUCGUCCUCGGCGACGUCACCUACGGAGCUUGCUGCGUCGACGACUUCUCCGCCUCUGCUCUCGGCGCCGACUUGCUCAUCCACUACGGACACAGCUGCCUCGUCCCCGUUGACGAGGACACCAUGAAGGUCCCUUGUCUCUACGUCUUCGUCGAGAUUAAAAUCGAUGUCAAGUGUUUGGUGGAUACUAUCCGUCUCAAUCUCGGUGAUGUUGAAAACAUUAUCCUCGCGGGAACUAUUCAGUUUAAUUCGGCCGUUAGGGCGGUUAAGCCUGCGUUGGAGAAUGAGGGUUUUAAGGUUUUGGUCCCUCAGUCGAAGCCGUUGUCGGCCGGGGAAGUACUCGGAUGCACUGCGCCGAAGGUAAGGAAGGUUGAGGGUUGUGAUGAGGAGGACUAUGUGCUGGUGUUUGUGGCUGACGGGAGGUUUCAUCUAGAGGCGUUCAUGAUAGCGAACCCCGAGAUAAAGGCGUUUAGGUACGAUCCUUAUCUCGGGAAGCUGUUUUUGGAGGAGUAUGAUCACAAAGGGAUGAGGGAGACGAGGAGGCGGGCGAUUUCGCGGGCGAAAGAGGCGAAGAGUUGGGGGAUUGUGUUGGGGACUUUGGGAAGGCAAGGGAACCCUAAGAUUCUGGAGAGGUUGGAGAAGAAGAUGGAGGAGAAAGGGAUUGACGGGACCGUUGUUUUGAUGUCGGAGCUUAGUCCGACGAGAGUGGCCUUGUUUGAAGACUCUGUUGAUGCUUGGGUGCAGAUAGCGUGUCCGAGGCUUUCUAUUGAUUGGGGUGAGGCGUUUCUUAAGCCGCUUUUGACGACUUUCGAGGCUGAGAUUGCUUUAGGGUUUAUCCCCGGGUGGUGGGAGAAGGGUUCUUUGAGUAGAGUUGAGUCUGGCUGCUGCAAAGAGGAGAAAGAGAAAAGCUGUGCGUGUAGAGAUGAUAAGAAGGAUGAUGAUGGGGUGCUUGAUGGAGACUAUCCGAUGGAUUAUUAUGCAGAAGCAGGUGGUGAAUGGAAUUCAAAAUAUAAGAAGUCAUCUCGUCCCAGUCGAAGAAACCCUUUACCUUCUGUUGUUUAGAGUGCUGUGAGGUUUCAUGAUGAGAUAUAUUUUUCAACACACAAAGUCAAAAGGCAAAUGGGUUUUAGGAGACUGACAACAAGAGACUCUUGCUGUGUAUUGAUACAAGGGGUGAGGACUAAGAGAAGCUACAACAUUUGUUGCUCUCCUUUACUGAGAUUUUGUCUUUUUAAAUUUUGGGUUUAUGGGGUUGCAACACAAUGGUGACUGAAGUGAAACUAUAAGUCUUGUGUGUAGUAAAAAUUGAUGAUCUUUAUUUUAACAUUUUUACCUGGUUUUGUUUUGGUUGUGGUAUUUUCGUAUAUAUUUGCGUUGGUUUGAUCCUAU